Molecule: messenger RNA, 1964 nt
Organism: Phymastichus coffea
Lineage: Eukaryota; Metazoa; Arthropoda; Insecta; Hymenoptera; Eulophidae
Gene: Tbh
Product: tyramine beta-hydroxylase
Exons: 10
Coding region: 58-1818 (586 amino acids)
Biological process (GO): dopamine catabolic process; norepinephrine biosynthetic process; octopamine biosynthetic process
Cellular component (GO): secretory granule membrane
Molecular function (GO): dopamine beta-monooxygenase activity; copper ion binding
Source: RefSeq, a predicted model, not a curated record
UAGCGACGUAGGCGAGCAGCGACGAGACUCGAGGACGGAAGGCUCAGUUGGCGAAGGAUGAAGCUGCUGCUCGGGUGUCUUUGUCCGGCGCUCUGGCUGCUGCUGGUCGCUGCCAGGUUGCAACAGGCCCACGAUCUCGAGCCCGUGCACUCGCUACCGCUCGGCUCCGAGGCCAGCUUGCACUGGAGGGUCGAGUUCGCGUCCGAGCAGAUAGCGGCGGAAGUUCACUACGCUGCCGAAGAGUACGCCUGGUUUGCAGUGGGCUUCUCGAACUACGGCGAGCACAAGCCAGCGGACUAUUGCGUGCUGUGGGUCGACUGGCGUCGCCAGACUCAUCUCCAAGAUGCCUGGAGCGACGACAAGGGGACGCUCAAUCUGGACGAGCAGCAGGAUUGCACCCACUUCGAGUGGCGGAGGCGCGGCAACGUAACCAAGUUCGCCUUCGGCAGGAAAUUCGACACUUGCGACGAGCACGACUACGUGAUGGAGGGCGGCACCACGCACGUGGUGUGGCUGAAAGGCAGCGGUCCGCUGAGCUCGUUGGCGGGCUUGCGGGUGGCGGACGCCAAGGCCUCCGGCAUGUCGCGGACGGAGAUGCUGCGGGUCCAGCACGCGAAGCCGCAGUUUCCGGGCGACGCCUGGCGGCACGAGGUCAGGGCCGAUCGCGUGGAGGUGCCGAGCGCGGAGACCACCUAUUGGUGCAAGGUGCACAAGCUACCGUCGACCCUGAGAAGAAAGCACCACGUGCUGCAGUUCGGGCCUGCGAUCCAGCGAGGCAACGAGCACCUGGUCCACCACAUGGAGGUGUUCCAUUGCGCCGGGCCGGCGGAUCUGCAGCUGCCGCUGUACGACGGGCCCUGCGACUCGCCCACUCGGCCGGAGCGCACGCAGAUCUGCAAGAAGGUGCUGGCCGCCUGGGCGAUGGGCGCGGAGGCCUUCGUGUACCCGCCGGAGGCGGGUCUGCCGAUCGGCGGCGAGGGCUUCAACCGGCACGUGAUGCUCGAGGUGCACUACAACAACCCCGAGCUGCGCGCGGGCAACGUCGACUCGUCCGGCAUCGAGCUAGUGCUCAGCAGCAGCCUGCGCCGCUACGACGCGGGCGUGAUCGAGUUGGGCCUGGAGUACAGCGACAAGAUGGCCAUCCCGCCGGGGCAGGAGUCGUUCGUGCUGUCGGGCCACUGCGUCGCCGAGUGCACGGGCGUGGGGUUGGCGCAGGGCGGCGUCAAGGUCUUCGGCUCGCAGCUGCACACCCACCUCGCGGGCAGGCAGGUGGUCACGCGCCACGUGCGCGACGGCCAGGAGCUGCCGGCGCUCAACCGCGACCCCCACUACUCCACCCACUUCCAGGAGAUCCGCCUGCUGGCGCGCCCCGUCAGUCUGCUGCCCGGCGACUCGCUGAUAACGACCUGCACGUACAGCACCGCGGACCGGCCGAACGUCACCCUGGGCGGCUUCGCCAUCUCCGACGAGAUGUGCGUCAACUACAUCCACUACUACCCCAACUCCAGGCUCGAGGUGUGCAAGAGUGCCAUCAGCGACGACGCGCUGGCCACCUACUUCCGCUACAUGCGGGACUGGGAGAGCCAGGCCACGAGCAGUGACAGAGGCGUCUCCGACAACUACAGGAGUAUCCAGUGGACGAGGGUGCGCGUGGCCGCUCUUCACGACCUUUACGAGGUCGCCCCCCUAGCAAUGCAGUGCAACGCCUCCGACGGCUCGCGACUGCCGGGUCUCUGGGACAACAUCGCCGCCACCCAGGUUCGACUUCCGCUCGCGCCACCGGCUCGUUCCUGUCCACAGCCGGAGUACCAUCUGUAAUCUCGUCGUCGCUCCUACACCUCUAUCCACUUUCUCCAAGCUUAUUCAUUUUUCUCUGAUUGUUGUUAUAAAUCUCAUAAUUAUGUCGUAUAUAUUUGAAGGAGAAUAAAGGUGCAAUUCAAUGUGCAAAACAUGUGAAAAGUCGU